AGAGUUUUCUCGUGCUUGCAGGAUACGUCUGGCUGGAGCAGUGCCAGCUCCCCCAACAGCACCCGGGGGGCCAUUGACAGCGAUGGAGGGGACCCCCCUUUGGGACACCUCUCCCUGCCAGGAAAAGCCCGGAAGACCUUCAGCCAACUCAAACAUGGCAAGGCUUAUUCCUCCCUCUACCAGUGGUCGAAGCCCAACGGGUUUUUGGUGGACCGGAAAAAAAUGGAGAAGUUCCGGAAGAAACGGCGGCUGGUGAGGAAGGAUGUGGCGCUGCCGGACGUCCAAUACCCCGGAGACGAAGAAGAGGAGGAGGAGGAAGGGCUGCGGGAGAGAGAAGGAGAAGAGCCGUACGCCGAGACCCCGCUCAGCCCGUCCUCCGAAGGCGAUGCUCAGUCUUCCACAGGCCGCUGCUCGGCCUGGGAUUCGGACACCCCCUCGAAUCCCCCCUACCCAGCCGCCGCCCCGGAGGAGCAGAGCCUCGUCCAGACGGUGGGCAAGAGGACCAUCAUACGGCAGGGGAAGCAGGUGGUCUUCCGAGACGAAGACGGCAGUGGAGACGAUGAGGACAUCAUGGUGGACUCAGACGACGACUCGUGGGACCUGGUCACCUGUUUCUGCAUGAAACCCUUCGCCGGGCGCCCCAUGAUCGAAUGCAAAGAGUGCCACACCUGGAUCCACCUGUCCUGCGCCAAAAUCCGCAAAUCCAACGUUCCCGAGGUUUACGUCUGCCAGAAAUGCCGGGAUUCCAAAUUUGACAUCCGGCGGUCCAGCCGUUCCCGGAUGGGCUCCCGGCGGCAUUUCCUGGACUAAGCCGGCGGUGGCCAAACCUGGAAAUUUGGGAGUUUUGGGAGUCGGUAGGACCGGGGGUGGAGAUCUGCGAGCCCGACCGCGAGGCCCGCCUAUCUUCCGAAUCACCGGAUUUCCCGUCGGGAGUCAGAACUGAUUCCCGGCUGCAAAAAUUGGGGCGAAGGGGACUGGAGCGGGGGUGGGGGGUGUCUUCUCAGUUUCCUUGUCUUGGGGAGCAGAAAGGGAAAUAACUGGGAGCUGACCAGCCACCCCAUUCGCGGAGGGAUUGAGUGCAACAAACAAACAAAAAAAAAACACAGCGGAAAGGACCUCUAAAGGAGACAAGAGGAAAACAAAUAAUCUCUCGUUAUUCGAAGCACAAGAUUUGGAAAUCGGGACGGUUUGUAGAAUUUGACUCUCUUUCCCCGCAGAGGUUAGUCCAAAGAUUUGAGAAGCCCUCAAUCCCACCAGCUGCGCUUGGAAGGACGAGAACGGCGCCUUCCCUUUUCGGAGGGAGGAGAAUUUUUUUCUCCCUGGUGCUUCCAAGAACCAGCCAAGGGUCCGAAAAGCUGGACAAAAGCCCAGCGGGACGAGGGCGAGGGUCAGACCUCGUUUUCGGCUGUCCGUCGGUGCUGCCUUUGGACUUUACUGCCUUCGCCUCCUCCGACGGGCGAGGGUAGGUGGGAGAAAGUGGGAGAAGACACCCCCCGCCGCCGCCCGUAAUCUUCGAUCGAUUUAAGUAUGACAUUCCUGGUCCGUUUCUGGUGUUGUGGUGUGAAGCCCCUUUGCCCACGUCCCAAACGUCUGUAUGGGGGAAGGCGGAUUCCUGGAUCCUUCAAAAGACCCCUGGCGAGAUCCACUGGGAUCCCUUUCUCAACAGCUGGCAUGCCUGGAGGAAAUUUCCGGUUUCUUUUUCCGGGACUUUACGCCAGGAUUUCAUUUUCCGUUCCU
This is a messenger RNA of Pseudonaja textilis, 1737 nucleotides long. NCBI's taxonomy places the organism in Eukaryota, Metazoa, Chordata, Lepidosauria, Squamata, Elapidae. The record is from RefSeq and is a predicted model, not a curated record.